AUGACCGGCAGCGUCUUGAUUACCAACGACUCGAACACGUACUCUGUGUCCAUUGUCAUCCACAACGCGGCCUGCAUUACCUCCGGCGUUCCAUACGCCGACUUCAACCUCAUCCCGGUUACGCCCAAGAGCGUUUACCAGAAGAGCGGCAACUCCAGCCUCAGCCCUCAGGUGGCGGGCAGCAUCACCGCUGCUCCCGCCGGGUUCUUCUCCCGUGACCCUUCGGACAUCAACGUCGAGGGUCUGAUCGCGUACACGGUCCCUGGCGUCGACGCCACCACCGACUCCUACAACCUGGUGGUGUACUUUGCCAGUAUCAAGACGGCCACCGGCGGAUACACGACCGUUGGGUUCGUGAACACGAAGACGCCGAUCGACGAGGAGCUGCUGACGCAGAUGAGCGCUACACCGUCGACCACGUACAAGACCACCGCGUCUUCGAGGCCGAUGACGGUCGGCGGAAAGUCUUACACCUUCCAGGCGAGUAUGGUUUCAUUGCCGCAGUCGCCUCAGGCUUCCGUCAAAGGAUUGGUCGUGGGCGACUACGGCUAUGCGGUUGAUGUCACCUUCUCGACCUGA
This is a messenger RNA of Punctularia strigosozonata HHB-11173 SS5, 579 nucleotides long. RefSeq lists its product as uncharacterized. The record is from RefSeq and is a predicted model, not a curated record. Bases 1 to 579 code for a protein of 192 amino acids. The transcript has 3 exons. NCBI's taxonomy places the organism in Eukaryota, Fungi, Basidiomycota, Agaricomycetes, Corticiales, Punctulariaceae.